Messenger RNA from Caenorhabditis auriculariae, 3165 nucleotides. Lineage: Eukaryota; Metazoa; Nematoda; Chromadorea; Rhabditida; Rhabditidae. The record is from the annotation of a GenBank genome assembly.
AUGGUGAGGAGACGUCCGUGUGGCGUCAGGCCAUUCGACGGUCCGACUGACCUCGUUUGGCGUAAGGGCGACGUCGCCUAGCGCUACCUGUACGAAUUAGUGGACAUCGGGGGUCGGCUGGACCAAAUUUUCGCGGUAGAAAUGCUCAUUUUUUUAGAUAGGAAAUAAAGAUAAAAAGAAUAAAAAAAUCAAUUCAUCAUAGUUGUGUUGUGUUUGGGAAUUAUUAUGCUUCUUCAUUUCAAAUUUUUUUCAAGUCAUCGAAGUUGUAAUUUUUUUGAAAAAAAUAAUACGAAUACAACAAAUUAAAAUUUAAAAAAAGGAAGAAUUUUUUUGAAUCAAUUGAUUUUUUUCUAAUUUUUUUGUGGUUUUUCUGAGAAAGUUAAAACUUUAUUUUUUUCAUUCUUUUUUUUGUUGAUCCUGCUCUCAAUCCAAUUUGUGCUAGGGGAACUUCCCGUUUUCAAAAGAUUUCAAAGUUAUGAAAAAGUUUCUUAUAAAUUUUCUAAAAAGUUACCGUCUUUCAAAACAAAAAAAUUCGAAAGCUCAAAAUCAAAAAGAAAAAAAUCAUGGUACCUUUUUUUCAAUUAAAAAAAUUUUUCUGCUCAAUUCAUCUUACCGUUUCAAGUUUUCUUAUUACAUAGGCAAAGUCGGAAAAGACGGAAAAAAGCUCCAUAGAAAUGCUUCUUUCAGGGUCACAAAAAUUUCUUUUUUUGCGGCAUUGUAGCGCCGUUUCAUCGGCUUUUAUGCGCCAGUUUUGCUGCCUCUCCCUUUUUUUUAACUUUUUGAGCUUUCAAAGUUCUGGAAAAAAGAGAAGACUCGAUAAUGGGACUUUUUUUUGCUGUCUUUCGGCAACUUUUUUUUGUGCAUCUCCUUUUUGACGACCAUUAUCCACAGUUCCGACUUUGCCCGAGUAAUUGCUUUCACUCUUCCUACCAUCACAUAAGAAUUUUGAGAAGCGUUAGAAUUUUUGAUUAAAAAAAAAAAUCGAAUAUUCUGCUGUAUCAGCGCUGAAGCGGAAGCAAAAAAAAAAUAACCAAAAAUUUCCACAUCCAAAUGCUUACAGGAUGACCGCGGGGAGCUCUUAAGGGAGUGGAUUGAUGAACCAUGCGAUUUCGAAUAUUUUUCGAGUCAAACUGACGGAUACAAUAUUGCUGAACUCCGCAAAAUUGCCCAGAUGACGAGCGUCGAAGCAAGUCUUAGAGGUGAUAUUUUUGAAAUAAAUAAUCAUUUUAUCGAAAAAUCUUCAGGAUCAAAACAAAUCUCAAAGGCUGACGUGAAAAACGCCUUGGAAGCGUUUGUGACAAAUAAAAUGGGUGACGAGGAGAAAGUCGAUGAAAUGUUAGUUAUUAUGAACAAAGAGCGUUUUGGAAGAAUGCUGCUUACAGUUUGCCAUCUUUGGAUGACGUUGGGGGAAUGAACGCGCAAAAACAACAGUUGGAACAGAUAAUAGUAUGGCCGAAAAAGGUGAAAAACACGUGUUCAACUUCACAAAAAAUCGUUUUUUUUUUCAGUACCCCAGUCUCUUCGAAGAGAUAGGAAUUCCACUAAGCAAAGGAAUUUUGUUGUAUGGUCCGAGCGGAUGUGGGAAGACACUUUUGGCCAAUGCUAUUAUUGGUUUCACGAAGUAUCAUACAAUUAAUGUGAAGGUGAGUAUAAACUGGUCAGGAACUUUUUCUCAGUGAUGAAGGCAUAAAAAUUGAUAAAAUUUGAAAAAUGCUGAAGUGAACUUUAGGACCCACAGAUUUAAAAAAAUAUUUUUCAUUAGAGGACUGAUUUUUAAGUUGGAACGCUUCACAAGCUUGAAAUAGCGCUUUUAUGUCGAGAUUUGAAUAUUUUACAAACUUUGAAGCUUCACAAAUCAAAGACGAGAUCUAUUGCGAAAUUUUUUUUUUCUGCAAUUAGGAGGCCCAGAAAUGCACUUCAGCAAAAUUUCCUCAAAAGUUCACGUUCCCUAGUUAGUGAAACUUCAGCAAAUAAACUUUGAUACCAUUUUUGUCUCAUUUUGCUUGGUAAGUCGGAAAAACCAUUUUCAAAGAACUGACUAACAAAAUGAGAAAACUCAAAUUCGCUAAUUACCUGUAAUUUUUACAAACGACAAGAAGUGGAUUUACACAUAUAAAAAAAUAAAAAAACACAUAAAGAAAAAUCAAUUUUUCACUCAAGCCUUCAAGGAUAAAAAAAUUUCAACUUUUCAACACUCUGCCAUACUUCACUGUUUCACUUUAAUUUGCAAUUCUCACUUUUCCAAAUGAUUCUGGUAUUUAAAAAACUCAACAGGAGUUUCCAAAAAAGUUCUGUAAUUGAUUACUUCACAGGGUCCCGAGCUUCUCUCAAAAUACAUUGGAGCAAGUGAAGAAAAUGUGAGAGCCGUUUUCGAGAAGUGAGAUAAUAUUUCCAAAUAAAAAAAUUGCAAUAUUCUUUUAGGGCCAAAUCCUGCGCUCCUUGUAUUCUUUUUCUUCGAUGAAUUAGACUCUCUGGCCCCGAAACGAGGAAGUGAUUCUACUGGAGUCACUGACCGGGUCGUAAAUCAGUUCUUGACGGAACUCGAUGGAGCUGAAGGCAAUAUGAAAGGUUUUUUUCAAAUAUAUAGAGGAAAAUGGAAAAUAAAAAUCGGCCAGUUUUUGUUUUUACUGUGCAGCCGAGACAUUCGUAAGACUGUUUUUCACUGAUUAAAUCGCAAAAAGUUGUCAACAAAAGUACACAGGAGUCAUCGUCCUCGGUUGCACAAGCCGUAUCGAUUUGAUCGAUCAAGCUCUUCUCCGUCCUGGAAGAUUCGACCAUCACAUUGAGUGCAGCUACCCGAGCAAGGUUGUUUUACUGUUUCGAAGUUGAAAUAGUCCGUUGAUUCCAGGAAGAUCGUCUUAGUAUCUUGAAAGUGCUUACAAGUAGAAUCAAAAUAUCCGACGACGUUGAUUUCAAUGGAAUCGCUAACCAUACAGAAGGCUGGUCCGGGGCUGAUCUUCAACAUCUUCUGACCAACGCUCAGUUUUUGGUGUCCAGGAACAAAAAACUUGGUGGGGAAUUAUUUGAAUUUUAUGAAAAUUACUUCCAGGAGAAGAUUUUGCUGAAGUCGAUAUGGAAUCAAUAAAAGCCGUCUUUGUCGAAUCCCAGCCGAAGCGAAAAACGGCUCAGAUUGACCGAAUUGGCGGAAAAGUGACCCUUGCAUGA